AUGACUUACACAAACGGAAAUUCAAACGGGCACAAUGGACAUGCCGCCACCCCGACUCCCGCAGCAACUCGGCUCCGAAAGAUGCUCACAGAAAGCGAUGAAUUGAUUGUCAUGCCGGGUGUCUAUGAUGGCUUCAGUGCCAGAAUUGCUCUGGAAGUUGGAUUUGAGGGCCUCUACAUGACGGGCGCCGGAACAUGUGCUUCAAAGCUUGGACAACCAGACUUGGGCUUUGCCUCGCUCAAUGACAUGAGAGAGCACGCCGAGAUGAUUGCGAAUCUGAACCCCCGCAUCCCUCUGAUUGCUGACGCUGACACGGGCUACGGCGGGCCCAACAUGGUUGCUCGCACGGUGGCGCAAUACCACCGCAGUGGUGUCGCGGGUCUUCACAUUGAGGAUCAGAUUCAGACCAAGCGCUGUGGGCACCUCGGGGGCAAAGAAGUCGUUAGCGUUGACGUCUUUGAGCAGCGCAUCAGUGCUGCCGCUGCCGCCCGGGACAAGCUGGCGUCUGACAUUGUCAUCAUUGCCCGAACAGACGCUCUUCAGACGCAUGGCUUCGAAGAGGCCAUCCGUAGGCUGAAGGCCGCAGCCGCUGCUGGUGCUGAUGUUGCAUUCCUCGAGGGCGUGACCACCAAGGAAGAAGCGCGAGAGGUGUGCCGUUCGCUUGCACCAACCCCAGUUCUCCUGAACAUGGUUGAGAAUGGAGCUACACCGUCCUGGACAGUGGCUGAAGCCAAGGAGCUUGGCUUCAGAAUCAUCAUCUACCCCUUUGCGGCCCUUGCCCCAGCGUAUGAAGCCAUACGCAGCACAUACCUGCGAAUCAAGGAGACUGGCGUCACUGACAUUGAUCCGACUUUUACCCCCAAGAAGCUCUUCACAGUUGUAGGCUUGAAGGAGGCGACUGCGGUAGAUGUUGCAGCUGGAGGGCAGCUGUACGAAAAGGUGUAA
This is a messenger RNA of Trichoderma aggressivum f. europaeum, 945 nucleotides long. RefSeq lists its product as uncharacterized. Lineage: Eukaryota; Fungi; Ascomycota; Sordariomycetes; Hypocreales; Hypocreaceae. Gene Ontology annotation, molecular function: catalytic activity. The transcript is spliced from 2 exons. The record is from RefSeq and is a predicted model, not a curated record. Bases 1 to 945 code for a protein of 314 amino acids.